Molecule: messenger RNA, 2376 nt
Organism: Branchiostoma floridae (Florida lancelet)
Lineage: Eukaryota; Metazoa; Chordata; Leptocardii; Amphioxiformes; Branchiostomatidae
Product: nucleolar protein dao-5-like
Exons: 19
Coding region: 66-2042 (658 amino acids)
Biological process (GO): spindle assembly; centrosome cycle
Cellular component (GO): cytoplasm; centrosome; nuclear microtubule
Molecular function (GO): microtubule binding
Source: RefSeq, a predicted model, not a curated record
AGAUAAGCGUCUGGGCGUGUCCUCAGGUCAAAGUUCGUGUUGAGAUCUAGGCGGGAGAAUCAAAGAUGGCAUCCAAACGGAGUUUGUACAAACCUGCUCCGGAGGAGAGCUCUGCUGGGGCCAAACACAGGAGACCCCUGGCACAAGGCCGACUGGCUACAGCUGAACCUGCCCCAGCUGUCCCACAUGUACCACAGGAGCAAAUAGCACAAGCUCAAACUGUAGGCUCAAGAAAUACUGCGGACCUCACAAGACAAGCAUUGUCCUACAGACAGUCAGGAACAGAUGACACCAUCAGUAGGGAAGACAUGUACAGCACUCCCAGGAGGAAUCCGCCCAGAGGCAGCAUGUCCCCCGCCCGACCCAAGCCAACCAUGACAGAUGAACUGGCAGUGUCAGACCUGGAGUCCUCCAGCGGGGGAAAUGGGUCAACACAGAGUAAGGACUCUGCCCCGGUGCUGUACGUUGACGCCAGUCGAGGUCCCAAGAGUCCAGAGAACACUGAGGUGGACAUCGUGACGUCCGUUGUCCAGUCUCCCAUCAAGGUGGUCUGUCACACACCUGCGGCCGUCCAGUCAGACAUCAGAAAUACCGGUGAUCCCAGGCAGACUGCCAAGGUAAACGUAGAUGCAGUACCAUCAGUGCUGCUAGAGGGAGACACUGAUCACACCAUGGGUAUGACUGAUCUUCAGCAGUCUGUCCCCAGACACAAGAUGCCACUUGUCAUCAGAGAAAAGGACAUCGCAGGGGGCGCUGUUGACCCCUUCUCCUCCUCUCGUCCUGUGGAGGUCCCUGAAGCAGACACAGACGAGGUGCCAGUCAGGGACUCAGACUCCCUCUCUGUCAGACCCAAAAUCAGACAACAGAAACAACAUGAUUCUGUGAAGGAUCAAGGAAGUUCAACUGCUGUUAGUGUAACAGAUUCACAAAGGGAGCAGCCAACAAAGAAGAAAAAGAAACCCAAAGGUAUUAUUGUUGAGUCCCGGUACAUGCAGAAAGCCAAAGCUGCAGUACUUCCUGACAAACCCAAGAUUGGCAAGAGUACACAAUCCUCUGCUGUUCAAACUCCUAAACCAGCCCCCUCCCGGACAACAAGCACUGCUAAGAGGAAGGUCGCACAGAGUUCAUCCUUCAGCAGAGAUAAGUCUGUGAGGAAGGAAUCACAGCAUGGCUCUACACCGAUACUUGCUGGAAACAAGAGGCCGACAUCGACACCAGUCGUUGCUGGCAGUAAGAGGGCAGCGUCGACACCCAUGGGCGGGACCCACCCCCACACCCCGGGCUCCAUGACCCUGGGGGACAUCUCAGCCAUCCCCACCGCAGACAGCAUACUAGUUGCACCCUCAACAGCUACAUCUGCAUCAAAAGGGAAACCUAAGAAAAAGGCCAGUACUGAGGUGACCCAACACCAGCUGGACAUGUGGUACAUCAGGUACCUGCAGUGGCUCUAUAUCAGCUCCAAGAUGGAAAAAGAUCUCAAGGAGAAAGAGAAACAAUCAUCACAAUACUGCUAUGCACUGUGGGAGAAGAAUGAAGACCUGAGGAAGAAGAUCACAGAGGGCAAGCAGCGUAUCCACUGUCUGAAGUACCAGAACCUGUUGGACAGAAUGCUGAAGAUGCAGGAAGCAGCACUACAGCCUCUGGUAGACAGUGCUCCCAAGAUGCAACAGGACUACAGUGAGUUUGCUCAUGCCUUGGAUACCACGAGGCACCACCUAGCAACCAUCUCUGUAUCUGAUGAUGUCGACAAUGAAGAUUAUAUCAAAAAGCUGUAUGAGUCUGUGAAUGAGAUAGAGCAGUUACUCGGGCAGCUGAGUGUCAUGACUAGCAGACAGCUGCCCAAGGUCACCAAGUUCUCCAAGGAGUUGGAAGAACUGCAGAAGACAACAUCAGCAGAGGGGGUUCUACUCAAAAGGAUGGAGGAGCUGGUGGCUGCAGCAGAGACCAUCAUGACCCAGGAGGUGUCACUGAUCUCACAGGAGGUCCAGCUCAACAGGGCAGGGGAGUCCAGCAGUGACCUCACUUCACAGGGACUUUUAUAACAUGGAGGACUAUAUUUGUAUUUGGACUAAAGCAUUAAACUAAAUGUACAUGCAUAUUAUGAGUGUGGAGCAGACUCUGAAGUAUCACAUUGACUUCUAUAUGUGAAAAAAAACCCUGUUGAUAGACAUGAUAAAAAUGGCAGACAUGAUACAAUACAUGGGUAUAAAAUACCGUGUUGAAUAGAAAGCAAAGAGAAUAUAUCUGCCUGAAUUACAUUUUGUAUUUUCCGAAUGUCUGAGACAGUGCACAUGUAAUCUUUUUCGAUGAUUUGGAUGUGUACAGGGACAUUUUGUGUCUAUGCCAACUAAUAAAUACUGCAGAAUGAAAUGACAA